Messenger RNA from Cyprinus carpio (common carp), 2661 nucleotides. RefSeq names its product glycophorin C (Gerbich blood group) (gene gypc). NCBI's taxonomy places the organism in Eukaryota, Metazoa, Chordata, Actinopteri, Cypriniformes, Cyprinidae. The record is from RefSeq and is a predicted model, not a curated record. Gene Ontology annotation, cellular component: cortical cytoskeleton; membrane.
UCGAACACAAGAAACUAUUAGUAAAGCAGAAUGUUAGGGGUGGGGCAGGCUGAAAGGGGAAGUUCACGUGCUAUACAUUUAAACUUAACGGAUCUAAACACAGACCUCUGAUAUAAUUCAUGAUAAUAUUUCCAUCCUGUUAGAAAGUGAAACAACAACUCAGCCUGAGCAGAGGAAGUAUUUCUGUUACUAGAAAAAGGACAGCAGAACAGCUUGCAGGCUGUGGGAGAACUUGUUGCAGAACUGUUGAAGAAAAGUUGACAUCUCAUCAUCCCUGAGAACACUAUCCCACAGCUGUCCCCCUCAAUCUCACCACCAAAUAUCCCUUCACAUGUCUGUAAUGGCCAACUCCACAGCAAAAGCACCUAGGCAAGACUCUGCUGAAAGUAAAUCUGACACAUCAACCAUAUCUAUUCAGGGCCCAUACUUUGAAGCCAUAGUUGGAGUUGUCAUUGCUGUGGUGGUUCUGGUCCUGAUCCUCCUCCUGGCCGUCAUUCUGCGAUACAUGUACAAGCACAAGGGCACAUAUCAUACCAAUGAAGCCAAGGGCACAGAGUUCGCAGAGACAGCAGACGCUGCUCUGCGUGGAGACCCUGCCCUGAAGGACGCCAUGGAUGAGAGCAAGAAAGAGUAUUUCAUAUGAGACACAAUAGCUGGCCCUUUAUAAACAUCAUAUAAUAAACUCCUACAGGCUCACAUGAUGCCUCAAUCCUGUUUGCUGGAGCAGUGAAGUAACUGACUGAGCUCCCCGCAAACAGAAACUAACAAGAAGAGUAUUCUGAAAUUCCUCUAUAUUUUAAUAUCUGAGAUCGUUUAUAUUUAUUUGUUCCUGGAAAAGAGAAUAUGCUGCACUCCUUGUAAAGCUGAGUGUCUGAACAAACAUCAGCUCAGGAGAUUGAGAUGAUAUUCAGAUGAAGGGAAGGGAAGUCUUUGAUCUUAUUAGACAGGAUAUGAAUGUGAAUGAUAGGUAAUAUUUCAGGACAUUUAAAUGUACAAUUUAAAGAACACUGUAAAAAAAAAAAAGAAUGUGAAAUUAAUUAAUAUUCUGUAUACUGUAUAUGGCAUAUAUAAGAAUCAGGGAUCAGAUUCUUCUUUCUAAGUAAGAAGUUAAAUUCAAAAAAGUUUGUUCGUUUUGUUAAUAGCAUCUUAUAUUUUAAAGAUGAAAAUAGCUCUGGUGUUGUCUGAUUGUGGCAGUUCUUGCUAAAGACUCACUGAUCAACUAAAUGUAAAACAUCUCAAAAGCAUCUAUUUGCUCUGCCUGCAAAUUACCGUUAUGAUCGUGAUAAAUGUACACUAUUUUCUUCCUGACUGACUUUAUGGGAGUUCAGUACUCAAUCUCACAUUUUUAAUGUGCCAUGUAUUUUAAAUAGUUACUGAGCCUGUCUCAAAAUUGCACUCCAUCUCUCUUGCACUAGGACAUAUAGCUCAUUAAGCAUAUAAGAACAUUUACAUAUAAAAUACGAAGGGAAAUAAUCCAAUAGGAAAAACAAUGGGAGAAAAGCCAUUGGGUUAUUAGAGGCAGAAAUAGGUCUUUUCCUUAUUAUUUACAUAAACUCUCAGAAAAAAAAGCUAACUUUUUUAAAAAGUACACCUUGUACCUAAAGGGUGCAUAUUAGUACAUUUUGAAGGGGUACCACCCCAGUGACGGCUUUAUUUUUGAGAGUGUAGGUGUUAACCAUGUGCAUUGUUCUGUUUUUAUACUGUCGUGAUUCUAAAUAUAACUGUUUUCUUCUGCUUGUUGUAAGAAUAUCUAUGAUAUAAUUCUUAGACUGAACUAAUGAAAUAUUGCUUGUAAUUAGAAGCAGUAGCAGAGUUAUUCAGUGGAGUAAAUAAACAAGAUAUUUGCUUCAGAUGCCUUAACAUUUUUAAUUUCAUAUAUGUUAACGCUUUAGCAACAAAUAAAAUGAAUUAUAUUGUUUGUUUUUCUAGUUGCCUUUUUUCAGUUUCCCAGUUUUAUCAAAGAAAGGAAGGAAGGAAAGGGUACACUUAAAACUGAAAAGUGUCAUCAUAUACUCAACUUUGUGUCUUUCAAAGCUUGUAUGACUUACUUAUUUAUAGCAUAUUUUCUAAGCUGCUCCUUACUAUAAAUUAAAAGAAAACAGUGACCAUAGCUGUCAAACAAGAUUUUCAGUAAAUUAUAGUUUAAUUUUAGGUUUUUUCCACACAUAGUGUUGUCAAAUGGCUCAGAAGACUUGAAAUAAAGUGCUUGAGUCAUAUACUUUUAGGAGACUUUUAUGGUGCUGUUUUUGCUAAAAUCUUCUUUUGUUUUCCACAGAAAAAAAAAACAAAAAAAAAAACAUAGUCAUUCAGGUUUGGAAACGAUGUGAGGGUGAGUAAAUAAUGACAAAAGUAUCAUUUUCAUUUUUGCAUGAACUAUUUCCCUUAAGCUUACAGCAACUGGCAGUAAAGAGAGCUCCUGCUGUGCUCAGUUUAGUGAUUUUUGGAUCAAACAACCAGGCCUCAGGCCAUUGAUAGUUUCAGUUCCUCUUCAUGGGGGAGUAAUUAUUACAGGUGUUGUGUUAUUCACUCCUGGGAAACCAGAAUGUGCAAAUAAAAUACUGAAAUAUUAUCUCAUGCAAACAGUUUGUGUGGCAGUGGGACAUGAAGUGCUAUAAAUAUGAUUUGAGUUGAUGUGUACCAUGAUAAAUAAUUUUUCAAUGA